Molecule: messenger RNA, 1152 nt
Organism: Poecilia reticulata (guppy)
Lineage: Eukaryota; Metazoa; Chordata; Actinopteri; Cyprinodontiformes; Poeciliidae
Product: isotocin-neurophysin IT 1-like
Cellular component (GO): secretory granule; extracellular region
Molecular function (GO): neurohypophyseal hormone activity
Source: RefSeq, a predicted model, not a curated record
CCCACCAACUCUGUCUAGCUUCCCUGCGACAGCUGAAAGAAAGCAUGGCCACAGCAUGCUGCUGCCACCACCGUGUUUCACCAGGGGAAUGGUAUGCUCAAGGUUCCACACAUGCAUGUAACGCUUAACAGAUACAUUUUGGUCUAAUGGGCGUCCUGCACAUGGCUUCUAGUGAACUUCAAACAAAAUGUAUACGGCUGUUCUUCCUGCUUCUCUUCUGUGAAGACCUUCAGUAAUGAACUUCGGCAAAAGAGACGCAAGCACGACGACCUGGCCCUUUGACCCUGUCCUCCCACUGUGACGAUUCAUCUCUGCAUCCACAGAACGUUCAUUAGAGAUUUUUAAGUGGCUUUCGGCUUUCUGGGUCACUUUCAAAAGUUGCCUUGAGGAAUAUAUAAGACCUGUGAACGGCAGACGCAAAGACGGAGACCACAGCAAUCACCUCUGAGCGCUUGUAAAGCAGAACGUGAAGAAACAGAAAUGUCUGGAGCUGCCGUGUCCGUGGGCCUGCUUUUCCUCCUGUCCGUUUGUUCGGCGUGUUACAUCUCCAACUGCCCCAUCGGUGGAAAGAGGUCAAUCAUGGAUGCUCCUCUCCGAAAGUGCAUGUCUUGUGGCCCUGGAGACCGGGGCCGCUGCUACGGCCCCAGCAUCUGCUGUGGGGAGGGCAUCGGCUGCCUCUUGGGCUCCCCUGAGUCGGCACACUGCGUGGAGGAGAACUACCUGCUCACCCCCUGUCAGGCCGGUGGGAGAGCCUGUGGCUCAGAGGGAGGACGCUGCGCCGCUGCAGGACUUUGCUGCGAUGCAGAAAGCUGCACUGCAGAUCAGUCGUGCCUCCCUGAGGACGACGGAGACGACCAAAGCAGCCAGUUGGAAGGCGGUGACCCCACCGACAUCAUCCUCAGGCUCCUGCAUCUGGCCCGCCACACUUCUCACCGAACCCACCAAUGAGCACCUCCGCUACCCGAAGGUCUCUCUGCAAGGACAAUGGGACUUGUAGUUCCUGCUGUAUAGCUGUGUUUCCAUGUCUGUCACCACCUUUUGCGCUUCAGUAGAGUGCCUUUGUCGAUAUAUUUUUGAGUAUGAAAACAGGGAUGAAUACAGAGAGGUCAUCCAGAGUUCUGCAUGCUGAAAUAAAGUUUGGAGAAAGUAUAA